This is a messenger RNA of Elephantulus edwardii (Cape elephant shrew), 714 nucleotides long. Its product is annotated as testis-expressed sequence 13A protein-like. The coding region runs from base 1 to 714 and encodes 237 amino acids. Lineage: Eukaryota; Metazoa; Chordata; Mammalia; Macroscelidea; Macroscelididae. The transcript has a single exon. The record is from RefSeq and is a predicted model, not a curated record.
AUGGCUAUCAACCUCAAGGACACCAGCAGCGGCUUCCGCCACAUGGUUGUGGUCAUGUUCAUCAAUGAGGAGGUCCUCAAGAAUGGCGGCAGGUCCGACUUCUACUCGGCCUGCCGCUCACUGCACUGGCCAGAGGUGGAGAACAGGCUCCAGGCCAUCUUGGGAGACCCGCGCUUGCCCCGCUCCACCAAGAGGGUGUGCGCUUGGAGCACGCUUGCUCUGGGGGUGCGAUUUGCUGCAAGGCAGCAGGCUAAGCAGAAGCAUCGGAUCAAGAAGCUGGAGAGUCAAGUGGUAAAGAGCGAGUGGACCCUGGCCAUGGAGCUGCAGAGGAUGCAAAAGGAGCAGGAGGAGUUGACCGUGCAGUUUCGCCACACCCUGGACGACCUGCAGCAGUCCCUGGAGGAGCGCCAGGUGAUUCUUAGGCGCCUGUUUGAGAGCGGGAAGUCGGCCCAGGGAGUCGUUAGGGAGAAUCAAGCCAAGAAGCAGUGGACCAACAGGUCACCCCAUGAAAGCAUGGAGCAAGGCGUGAUGGUGGCUGUUGGGGGAAAGGGCAUUUGUGGUGCUUGGGCGCAAACAAGCAAAUCAGGGCCACCUUUACCAGUCAGAAGCCCCGAGGCCCUGGGCAAGGGGCAUAAAUCCCUAUUUGCCAUUGUCUUACACCCUUAUUCAUACCCUGCACGGUUCUCCAUGGCAUGUCCAUACUCACCAUCUUGA